Rhinopithecus roxellana (golden snub-nosed monkey) is the source of this 1747-nucleotide messenger RNA. RefSeq names its product transmembrane and coiled-coil domains 1 (gene TMCO1). Gene Ontology annotation, molecular function: calcium channel activity. Gene Ontology annotation, biological process: endoplasmic reticulum calcium ion homeostasis. Bases 166 to 732 code for a protein of 188 amino acids. NCBI's taxonomy places the organism in Eukaryota, Metazoa, Chordata, Mammalia, Primates, Cercopithecidae. Gene Ontology annotation, cellular component: endoplasmic reticulum; endoplasmic reticulum membrane; cytoplasm. The transcript is spliced from 7 exons. The record is from RefSeq and is a predicted model, not a curated record.
CUUUCCGGUGCUGUGCCCCGGAAGCGGAAGUGCGAUCUUCGGGCUGUCAGAGUUGGUCUGUUACUCUGUGGUGGUGGAGUCUACGGAAGCCGUUUUCGCUUCACUUUUACUGGCUCUAGAGCGCUUUCCCCCUGGCGAGUGGGAGUGCAGGGACGAAGGUGCGAGAUGAGCACUAUGUUCGCGGACACUCUCCUCAUCGUUUUUAUCUCUGUGUGCACGGCUCUGCUUGCAGAAGGCAUAACCUGGGUCCUGGUUUACAGGACAGACAAGUACAAGAGACUGAAGGCAGAAGUGGAAAAACAGAGUAAAAAAUUGGAAAAGAAGAAGGAAACAAUAACAGAGUCAGCUGGUCGACAACAGAAAAAGAAAAUAGAGAGACAAGAAGAGAAACUGAAGAAUAACAACAGAGAUCUAUCAAUGGUUCGAAUGAAAUCCAUGUUUGCGAUUGGCUUUUGUUUUACUGCCCUAAUGGGAAUGUUCAAUUCCAUAUUUGAUGGUAGAGUGGUGGCAAAGCUUCCUUUUACCCCUCUUUCUUAUAUCCAAGGACUGUCUCAUCGAAAUCUGCUGGGAGAUGACACCACAGACUGUUCCUUCAUUUUCCUGUAUAUUCUCUGUACUAUGUCGAUUCGACAGAACAUUCAGAAGAUUCUCGGCCUUGCCCCUUCACGAGCCGCCACCAAACAGGCAGGUGGAUUUCUUGGCCCACCACCUCCUUCUGGGAAGUUCUCCUGAACUCAAGCAGAACUCUUUAUUUUCUAUCAUUCUUUCUAGACACACGCACAUCAGACUGGCAAAUGUUUUUUAGCAAGAGCCAUAGGUAGCCUUACUACUUGGGCCUCUUUCUAGUUUUGAAUUAUUUCUAGGCCUUUUGGGUAUGAUUAGAGUGAAAAUGGCACCCAGCAAACUUGAUAGUGCUUUUGGUCCUAGAUGAUUUUUAUCAAAUAAGUUGAUAGUUACGUUCAAGUGAUGUUUACAUAAUGAAAAGCAAAUAGCAUCCUUCUUGUUUCAUUUAUGUAAGUAUUUUCUGUGGGACUGACUCUCAAGGCCCUGUGUAUGCCCUGCAAGUUGCUCUCUAAGAGCAUUUAGAGAUUUAGAAGAAAAAUUUAGUUUGUAUAACCCUUCAUUGUAACUGGUUGUUUUGUUGUUUUAUUUCAAGCCAAAUAUAUGACAUAAGAUCAAUAAAGAGGCCAAAUUUUUAGCUAUUUUAUGUACAAGGAGAGAUCUGUUUCAUUUUGUUUUGCCACAUUUCUAGAUGUAAGUUUUAGCAUGGGCCAGGAAGGACUAAAAUUAAAGUUUUUAAGGUACUGUAGUUUUUGCCAUACUUGACUCAUAUCCUCAAAAUACAGACUUGUCCUGGUGUAGGAAUUGGAAAGCAAGAGUGGAAAGGAACGUAAUAACUCGUGGAAGUUUAAAAAUGAGGGUCUUGGCAAGUAACACUGAUGUCUGAAAAAAAAAAAUUAAAUAUAAAUAAAUAAAUAAAUAAAAAUAAGGGUCCUCAGCUGUUCUCUUCAUAUCCUCUUACAGUCUCUCAGAUUCUUGUGGGGGCACUCUUAGAUCCCCCUUGGAGGCAAGGUUAUAGUUAUAUGUUAUUAAUCUUGCAGAGCUUCCUUUUAGUCACAAUAGCCUUCAGUUUCUGCCAUGCCCCUUCAUAAGGAAGAAGGAUGUUUGUACCAUGAUCCUCCCCUAUAAUCUAUGGAAUUAGGAGUCCUGUGUGGAGUCUUGUCAAUAAAUAUGCACAUUCAUCAAA